Orbicella faveolata is the source of this 2203-nucleotide messenger RNA. RefSeq names its product uromodulin-like. The record is from RefSeq and is a predicted model, not a curated record. Lineage: Eukaryota; Metazoa; Cnidaria; Anthozoa; Scleractinia; Merulinidae. Gene Ontology annotation, molecular function: calcium ion binding.
AACACAACGUCCCCGGCCAGGGCGGAGAACCCAGACCGCUCGAUCCGGAGACGAGCGCACUAACCAUAAGGUCACUGCGCCAGAUCUAUCAUCCCAUAUCCAAGACAACCUGGUGGAAUAAUUGUCGAAAAACAAUUAUUCCACUCACGCUUGUUAGAUAUAAGGUGAUGGUGUGUAGCGCCUCGUUGGCUAUCUAUCAUUCCAUAUCCAAGGCACUCUCGUGGAGUUAUUGUUAAAAAAGCUUAAGGAAAAUUUAAACAGACAAAUUAAAAGACCUUUUAUGGGUUAUAAACAACAACAUGAAGUUCACCUCUGAGGGUUCACACUCCAAUGUACAAUAUUUAUUCUGUUAUCACGUUCAGAUACUCUUUGAGUAUGAAUCUAAAUCUGGCCAUCACACUACUUGCAAUCAUGAUAUGCCGGGUAUUUUGUAAGCUUGACCCUGGACGGUGUAGAAGCGAAUAUUCCAUCCGCGGUAGGAUGCUGAAAGGACACACCUUCAUGGAGACGACGACCACAAACUGGCUUAAGUGUGUAGACAAGUGUAACGAUCACGUCAGAUGUCAAAGCUUCAACUACGUCAUCACCCGAGGCAUAUGUGAACUGAACGACCGCACCAAAGAGGCCAGACCUGGGGAUUUUGUUGCGGACAGCGAACGGGUGUAUCUCAAACGACUGAGUAAAAGAGUUGCACUUGGAUCCAUCGCGGAGUUGCCAGCUGAAUCGUGCGCCGAGAUCAGGGCGAGUGAAGGAGAAGAUGCAGUCAGCGGUAAUUACUGGUUCAAUUCAAUUAAACCUGGCGAGGUAGUCUUGGCUCCAUGUAACAUGUCUACGGAAGACGUAGACGAGUGCAAUGCUUCUGUUCCUGUCUGUGACAUCAAUGCCGAGUGUAUCAACAUCAUUGGUUCAUUUAUUUGUGCCUGCAAAACUGGUUUCUCUGGGGAUGGAUUCAGGUGUUCUGAUAUAGAUGAGUGCGCCAGCGGUGCUAACGGCUGCAUCAGCGGUAGAGCUACAUGUUCAAAUACAGCUGGAUCGUACAAUUGUACCUGUAACCAUGGUUACACAGGAGAUGGCAAAACCAGUUGUUUGUCUCAAGAAUGUCAGAACUAUCAAAACUUGACAAAUGGAGACAGGAAAAACACAUCCGGUGCAGUACCGUUGACUUGUGGUAGCACACUCGGGCCAGGUUGGUUUCGUUUCCAAGGAGACGCAGGAACUAAAAUGGCUACCACCUGCGUGUCUAUACAUCACUGUGGGACCGAUUCCACCGGCUGGUUAAACGGUGCUCAUCCUACAGUUGCAGAGGGUCAAGUCACCAGGCAGGUCUGCUUUAAUUGGAAUUCAAACUGUUGUACUUGGUCCAUCAAUAUCCAAGUGCAAAGCUGCGGCGAUUUCUUCAUUUAUAACAUCAGUGGAACACCCUCAGUACACCCUUGUCAUCUGCGCUACUGUGGCGCUGACUGAAACAAGUAUUUAAUCUAGUGAUGGUUGCAAACAAAACUCCUCUAUUUAUAGGCUGUACAUAGUGAUUUUAAUUAAUUUCCUUUUGCGUUUAUGUCGAGGGCCAUUAGUUUAUCAGUUUUGACUGUCAAAAGUUACCCUCUCCAAUAAAGUCUACUAUUAAAGUCUACCAUUAAAUGACAAUUCAAUUUACGAAAUAUAUAUUCCCUUAAGUGCGUCUUGAAAAAUUCAUUCUUAAUUUCCCUGUUGCUAACGUUUUCAGUCCUAGAGUCUUCUAAAUACUUGUAAUUUCUUUUAACUUUUUCGUCAAGUAGUUAUUUCUGCAUAAAAUGGCACUGUGAGUCUAAUAGUACAAAAAGAGACAAACAAAUAAGAACAGUGGCGAAGAGGAGCAAGAGAUUCCAUUAAACUUAUAUGUGAUCAGGAAUCCACGUGUUGAAUGCAAGAUUAUUGGAUUAAUUCAUAUGGAUUAGUGUAUUUUAAGUUAUUUGGGAUAAAAAAUCUGUCAACUUAACUGCGUUUGACAGUUUUUUAAUCAAAAGACUUUCAGAUCGGAGUGCAAUUAAAAGAUCUCAGGGAGGAAGUGCGAAUCGACGCGAUACAGACGUGCUCGCAAACACACCUCGGACCUUCAAAGAAAAGAUCCGGGGGUCACUCCCAGAAAAUUGGGCGGGGAUGUGCGGCCUGCUUCCCAAAACCCUUACCCUAUUUGUGACCAAAAUCUGUGAUUUUCCUUACCCUA